Messenger RNA from Oppiella nova, 642 nucleotides. The record is from the annotation of a GenBank genome assembly. Lineage: Eukaryota; Metazoa; Arthropoda; Arachnida; Sarcoptiformes; Oppiidae.
AUGUCAGCUCACCACACUGUGCAGUUUGAAGACGGAACCAAAAAGACUUUAGGGGUCAUUCUUCCAACAGAAGAAGCUUUAACAUUUGAAACACAUGUGCCUGAACGCAUGGAAAUUAUUUCUGGUGAAUGUCGCGUUAAAAUCGCAGACAGUGAAGAAAGUGAGUUGUUCCGCGCAGGUCGUGAUGAUCAGCGUUUACAGCGCAUUCUCCAGCUUGCAGAGCCUUUUGGAAUCAGUGUCCAAAAAGCAAGUCGCGAUAGCUUGGAAAAGUUGGCAGGUCAACCUUUUCACCAAGACCAUAUCACAGAUCCGCAUAAUCUAGGCGCAUGUAUCCGUACAGCGGCAGCUAUGGGUGUAGAAGCGGUGAUUGUUCCGCGUGACCGUGCGGCAACAUUGACUCCAACUGCACGUAAAGUUGCGGCAGGUGGGGCUGAAAAGGUGAAGUUUAUUCAAGUGACCAAUUUGGCGCGUACGCUUGGACAAAUCAAAGAAAAUUAUAAUGUUCGUGUGGUCGGUACUAUGCUCGAUGAAAAAGCAUUACCUAUUCAGAAGUUUGAUUUUACAGGAACACCGGUAUGUGUGGUGAUGGGCGCAGAGGAUACAGGAUUGCGUCCAAUCACCCAAUCGCAAUGUGACCAAACG